AUGCAUUCCAUUCUCUAUAGCUUCUACUUCAAAUUGUUGAUCUUGCUAGUAGCUAUGGAUCCUAAUGGCUCCUAUCCUAACAUUUCCCCCUUGCAUGAAGCAUUGAGAGGCACGACAGCCAUGCCGACAUUAAAAGAUUUUGUAGCCCUUGAAUCCCCAUCAUCAAAUUCACCUUCAAUAGAAAAUUCCUCACCAAUCAUCCAUGCACCACGAGAAGCUUAUGUGAUGUUAGUCAAUGAUAGAUCCAUGAUUCCAUACCAAUCACAUACAGACCUCGCACCACUACCCCCACAAUUGGGUGAUAUGAUCCCUAAUCCUUUAUCCUUGGACAAAAAAGAAAUGUUCUCACAUGAAGAAUUCCUCACAAAUCCUUUUUGGAAUGACUUUGACUCAUCUCAUCAGAGGCAUAAUAUUUCCAUGGAAGCUUCAUCCUUUACAUCGUUACUCCAAACAGAACAAAAAAUAAUUGUUCAUUCCCAAGUUAUCGCUAUGGGCGAGCCGGAUGAUGGUUCGAUCUCUAAGAUGGACAUCAAGCAUGUCUCAAAGGAACAGAACAUACAAGAUGGGAGAUUGUUAUUUGAUGAUCCUUAUGGUGUACCUACCCCUGGUUCUCCAGGCAUGCGGUCCUCACCUAUUCCAAGAGAAGAUAAAAUCCCUCUAGUUGGUGCAAAUGCUAUUUCUGAUAGUGGUAUUACACAUGGUCCUACAACAGCACGCAAGUACAAAUGCAAGAUUUGCAGUGCCACAUUCAACUCAUCUCAAGCAUAUGGUGGUCACAUGAGUUCGCAUAGCAAAGCAAGGAUGAAAAGCCUACAAAGUUGA
Messenger RNA from Triticum turgidum subsp. durum (durum wheat), 822 nucleotides. NCBI's taxonomy places the organism in Eukaryota, Viridiplantae, Streptophyta, Magnoliopsida, Poales, Poaceae. The record is from the annotation of a GenBank genome assembly.